AUGGAGUCUGUCAAGAAGACAUAUAACGAGCAGUACGAGAAGUGGGUGCCUUGGCUCGAGGACAUGUUUCUGAGUUAUUUUACCAAGGACAACAAAGCAAGUUACACAACCAAGGACAACCUGUCUAAGACAAAGGUCACGGGUGUGAAGCAAGUCGAUACCCUUCAAGAUGGCAUCAACAACACGGUCGGCGAUCAGCUUGGAAAAGACGGUCUGGCACGCCCUGUCGGCGACAUAGUGUCCAAGGAGGGGCUUAACCGUUUCGAGCGCAAGGGCAAGGACGAGGACGGCAACUACGACUCCACGGGUGUGACUGGGAAGUUAUCGCAGGGUGGAAGUGCUGUUGCGGGCGGUGUUGUAGACGGGGGAAAGGCUGUCGGCGGUGCAGUCGGAGGUCUUUUUGGCGGCGGUGAUGCGAAGAAAGUGGACCAGUAG
This is a messenger RNA of Pyricularia pennisetigena, 435 nucleotides long. RefSeq lists its product as uncharacterized. Bases 1 to 435 code for a protein of 144 amino acids. The transcript has 2 exons. The record is from RefSeq and is a predicted model, not a curated record. NCBI's taxonomy places the organism in Eukaryota, Fungi, Ascomycota, Sordariomycetes, Magnaporthales, Pyriculariaceae.